UCCGAAUUCCGGUCCUAAAUCACAAUCUGCUGUCCCAGUAAUGCACGAAGAGCGAAAAGAAGAAAUCCUGGCGGAGUUACUUGUAGUUAUUCGUCAAGGAUUUUCACUGUAGAUUUAACCUUUCAAACUCAGAGGGAUUUGGAUGUUUAUCUUGUUUGGAAAUGAGGACUCGUUAGAAAGAGGAGGGAGAGGAGGGAGGAAGAAGCGUGCUCCUGAUUGGCAGGAGAGAUUUUGAGGAGCUGUUCGUGUUGGAGCUGAACAGGAACCGCAAGUAUUGAGCAAAGUUCGGUUUUGGGUUGUUUCUUCGAGGAUUUGCAGAGAGGUAGUUUGAUUUCUUGAAUUCGGAGGGUUGAGGAAUGGCAGCGACACUCCUCUCAGGAGCGCUGUCGUUCCAUGUGGGGGUGCAGCGACAGUCGUCCCGUCAGGAAUGUCAAGGGGACUUGGCUAUGGCGCGGACGUUAGCAAGUGGGACUGUCAGUGGGUCAUACCGGGCUAGCUCUCUGUCUUCGUCGUCUCCUUGUGUGGCAGAAAUUGCUCUUUCGGCACAGUUGCGGACAGGUUUAUCAGCUAUGUUGGGUGGAGGGAAAACGAGCUUCAGGGGUCUUAUCGCUUCACCACAACUCUACAGCUGCUUGCCAUUAUUUUUAUCAACAGAUAACGUUUUUAGACAACACAUUAGGGGUGACUUGUUGCAGCGAAGUAGGAACAGAGGGCGCAGCAUUCGCGUUGACUCCUUGAAGGAUAGCCAGCGAGAGAUAGUGCAUGAAACGGAUGAACAAUCGAAACAAAUAGAAUUGGGUUUGCCACUCUCUGCGAACGAGAAUGGAAAUAGUGAAUCGAAGGAAGCACACUCCUCAGAAUCUCCCGAGGAGGUAAUAGAUUUCCUCGCAGCCAAGGCCGACGAAGAGGAUGUCAGUUUGAAGGAAGAGGUGAAGGCUGAGGAGGAUGAGGAGGGCAUGUCAGGAACGAUUAAAGGCACAAUCAUAGCGACCGUUCUGCUGCUCGCUUUCGUGGGAGCUUUCGGAGUCCUCGGGGUUGUAUACAAGGAACAAAUAAAUGAUAUCCUCACGCAAUUUUCGGAUUUUCUCGAGGGUUAUGGACCUGCUGGAUACGCCCUUUUUAUUGUUGCCUAUGCUGGUUUAGAGGUGCUUGCUAUUCCAGCUGUUCCUUUGACAAUGUCAGCAGGAUUGCUGUUUGGCACAUUAUACGGGACAAUCCUGGUUUCGAUAGCAGGCACGCUGGCAGCAACAGUUGCAUUUCUGGUUGCGCGUUAUUUCGCAAGAGAUCGUAUUCUUAAACUAGCGCAGAAUAAUCCAAAAUUUUUGGCAAUUGACAAGGCUAUUGGAGCAGAUGGAUUCCGGGUGGUCACUCUACUGCGACUCAGCCCCCUGCUCCCUUUCUCUCUUGGAAACUACCUCUAUGGUCUAACUUCCGUCGAGUUAGUUCCUUAUGUGCUUGGAAGCUGGUUGGGUAUGCUGCCUGGGACAUGGGCAUAUGUAAGCGCAGGUGCCAUUGGAAGGGCUUUUAUUAAACAAGAGGCAGAUGCCGUUUUUCCAGGCGGUCCAGAGAGCUACUGGACACUAGGAAUUGGGUUCGUGGCGACCAUUUUUGCAGCAUCUUACGUUGGUAGAUUGGCCAAGAACGCGAUGAAGGACAUCGAAAACGACACCCAGAAAUGAUUUUCUGCGAAGAUCUGUAGGGCAUGUCUCUGCUUAAGCACAGUGGAGAUUUCUGAAACGAACUUCAGGUAAAAGUUUAUAUCAAUAGUUUAGAGUCAAUGCUGUGGAAGUUGAUAUGGGUAGAAAGAGUCUGAGUGUACAUAAUUCCAUUCCUGAUUCUCUUCAAAUGUGAAACUUAAAACGAAAUGGUGGAAAUAGAAGCUUUCAAGGAAGUGAUCAUUGUCUGUACCAUUCUGCUUAACUUUGUAUUAUGAUUUCAAUCUUUUGCACGCUA
Physcomitrium patens is the source of this 1953-nucleotide messenger RNA. RefSeq lists its product as uncharacterized. The record is from RefSeq and is a predicted model, not a curated record. Lineage: Eukaryota; Viridiplantae; Streptophyta; Bryopsida; Funariales; Funariaceae.